GGCAGCCCAUUGGUCAUGGAUCCCAACAGCAUCUGCCGCAAGACCAAGAGACUGGCUGGGAAGCAAGCUGAACUGUGCCAGACAGAGCCAGAGAUAGUACAGGAAGUUGCCAAGGGUGCCAGGCUGGGCGUGCGUGAAUGCCAAUAUCAAUUCCGCUUCCGCCGCUGGAAUUGCACCAGCCACAGCAAAUAUUUUGGCAAGAUCCUACAGCAGGGAUUUUGCUCUGUUCCCCAGAAGGCACAGCAAGAGAUCGGCAGAGGAGUAGCCGGGUCCCUGGGGAGACAGUGCGGCUGCGAGGCGACGCGGAGACGGGCCCCGCCCCUGCCCCCCGCCGCCCCCGCCGGGUCCGAGGCCGCCUCCGCCGCCUGGGAGGGGGGCGGCUGCGGGGACGACGUCGACUUCGGCGACGAGAAGUCCCGCCAGUUCAUGGACGCCAGGCGCAAGCGGGGCAAGAGCGACAUCCGCACGCUCGUCGACCUGCACAACAACGAGGCCGGACGCCUGGCCGUGAGGAAUCACAUGCGGACAGAGUGCAAGUGCCAUGGGCUCUCAGGUUCCUGUGCCCUACGCACCUGUUGGAAGAAGAUGCCCCCUUUCCGGGAGGUGGGCGAACGCCUACUUGAACGUUUCAACGGGGCUUUCAAAGUGAUGGGAGGCAACGAUGGCAAAACACUCAUUCCCGUGGGCCGGAACAUCAAGCCCCCAGAUAGGCAGGACCUCAUCUACUCUGCUGACUCACCUGACUUCUGCAUUGCCAAUCGCAAGACAGGCUCACUGGGCACACGUGGGCGAGUGUGCAACAGCACUGCCAUGGACGUGAGCGGCUGUGACUUGCUGUGCUGUGGGCGUGGUCACCGCGAUGAAACACUACUCCUGGAGGAGAAUUGCCUUUGCCGUUUUCAUUGGUGCUGUGUGGUGCAGUGCCGAAAAUGCACAGUCCGCAAAGAACUCAGUUUGUGCAUUUGAAUGGGUUCAAAAAGGACAUCGGACAGGAAUGUCACGGAGUGGGGUGAUGCGGAAUGGACCCGCAGAAUCCUGAGACUGGGAGCAUAACCAAGCUGUCCUGGUUCCAAGGACAUGAUGUUGUCCUGGCCCGGGGUUACAGAACAGCCUGCUGGAAAACCCAGGGACAGUUCAGGUCUAUCGUGGCUCCUCAGAACGUACGAAGAAGUCCUCGGGGUCCAAGCAGAGUCCGCUGCAUACAGCACUUGAUUACAGACCACCUCUGUGGCAGGUCCUUCAUAUUCCAUGCCAAGCGGUGGCUCCAGAUGGGUGUGGACACAUUCCUGUGUGGACACAUGCUGUUGGAGGCAAAGAUCUCCGGUAUCACCUUUCUCCCAUUAUUGGCUCCAACUGCUUGGUCCCAUGUGCCUUUGUGACCAUGAGUCAUGCACAGAUUCCCUGGAGGGAUGUGUUAUGCCUCACUUAUUAGUGGAUCUUUCCUGUGUCUGAGAGAACAGCAGAGGUUCCUUGACUGCUCACUCCCUUGGCUUCGUUGCUUCCCAUCAGCUAGGGCUGGGGUUGCAGUUUCUUUCUACCUUAAUAAAGCUAUUUAAACACGUGUCCCUCUUUAUCCAGUAAUACGUAAAAGGGAGUGCUUCACAAGUGCACUUCAUAUAGUCUAAUAACUUGAUUGCUCAGUUCAACCAUUCUGUUGUUUAAAUAACCAAGAUGCUUAAUGGAUGGUACAAAGAUAGAUUUUCCUUAGCAUUAAUUUGUCCCACUAAAUGAUUCUAAAAUAUUGAAAGGUGAUUGUAACCUGUGUUAAUGAUUGGGAGAAUGGGAAUAAAAGAAAGGUUU
This is a messenger RNA of Gekko japonicus, 1800 nucleotides long. It is a transcript of the gene WNT6, whose product is annotated as wingless-type MMTV integration site family member 6. The transcript is spliced from 4 exons. NCBI's taxonomy places the organism in Eukaryota, Metazoa, Chordata, Lepidosauria, Squamata, Gekkonidae. Gene Ontology annotation, molecular function: frizzled binding; cytokine activity. The coding region runs from base 16 to 966 and encodes 316 amino acids. The record is from RefSeq and is a predicted model, not a curated record. Gene Ontology annotation, biological process: canonical Wnt signaling pathway; cell fate commitment; neuron differentiation. Gene Ontology annotation, cellular component: extracellular region.